AUGGAAUUGAAGCAGGUCCAGUGCUCCCAGAGUAAUCACGCUGAGCGAAUACUUCGACUCGAGAAACGCCACGCCGACGAUGCUGCCUUGAAAUCAGUCUGGAACUCGCCCUUCCCGGGUGUGAUUGGGGGUACCCCCCAGCAAGGCCCGGUCCAGAUCCCACACAGCGAAAUGUUUGAUGAUCUGGAUGAGCAGGGCGAGCAGCUCCUUGGCUCUCUUCACUUGGGUCCGGCCGAGGAGGAGCCCGUUCGUCGAGGUGCCGCUUCUCGAGCGAAUAGCGUUCGCUUCGACGAAAGCGCCCUGCACGGUUCCAGCUGGGCCGGGCAAGGCAAUCGACAGUCGGGGGAUUUUGGUCCGAUUCGCCCGGGGAGCGGUCUCAUGAUGGAGCGCUCUCUCUCGCACAAGUCCGACGGCAGGCACAGCUCGGCCGGGCACUCGGUGCACUCGCAUCAUUCUGUUGCCUCGGGUCGCGCCAGCAGUCUCGGCCUUGAUACCAACUUUGCGGCCGGCGAUGACGAUAGCUCGUCUUUUGAGAUGCCGGGGCCUCCCGUCUCACUCUAUGUCCUGGGCACAGUUCCGUCGAUUGUUCGCUGCUGGCUGACCACAAACUACGCCCACGACACCCUCUUGUAUGCGGACAUCUGCACCGGCUCCCAAAAGUCGACUGUCGAUUACUCCCUGAUCAAGGAGCUGGACUUGGUGGACGAACUCGAGCGGGACGUUGACGGACUCUUCCGCGCAAGGCUGAACGUGUAUCUGGCCGAGGCCGUGGUCACGCAGCACAACGACCGCACCGGAGUGCCCGCGGGCUCGGUACCCUCGAUGACAGUCUCUUUCGAAGUCAUGGGUAUGGACCAGCCGGGGUCGAUGAGCAAAGCGAUCCGCAUCUACAUCGGAAGCGACGCACUCCGGACAUAUUCUGCCGAUGUACUCUUCUCGCAGAACAAGAUGGUCUUGUUUGGAAACGAGCGCGAUCGCUUGCAGGUGCCCUUUGUUAGACCCGAGGACGACGGCAUCUUCCGGCACAUCUGCACCGCCAACAUGAUUCCUGAGAAGCCCAAGCUGAACGCGAAUGCCAUGCCGUUCGUGCUGGCGGGGCGAGGCAUGGGCAAUGGCGAGAUGCCUGGAGACGACCCUUCGGUUCCCCAGCAGGAAGAUGAUGACGCGCACCGGUCACUCUCGCCACUUGGGUCGCACGUCGAGCCCAAUAAACCUCUGGUGGCAGGGGAGACCCCGACUCAUGGCGGCGGGAGCGAGAAGCUCGGCCGGGACGGCAACGCACGCGAGUCCAACGGUAGAGAUGGCUCAACCGUUUCAGACAGGUCGCGGCGCGAAUCGUCGGCGACGACGUCGUCGGGCAUCUGGACGUCGUGGCGCCAGGGCGCUGCCGGCGGCGCGGAUGGCCCGCCUCUGAGCGGGUACCAGCCGGCGGCGCGUGGCGGCCGGAGCAUGAAGGUUCUCAGGCCGCACAAGUCGGGCUCCAUGUCGGCGAGGGUGGGAGCCCCGUUUGAGACUUCAUUGCCAUCAAAGUCGUCGGACGGUCGUCGCAAGAGCCAGACCAGUGCCGUCGGCGAGGGUGGAAGCGCGGCUAACGGGGCCAGUCGGUGGGAGGCGAAGCGCACGCCGAGCCUGGGGAGCGAGGUCAGACCCCCAGCCAGCCGCGUCGACAGCCGGUCCGCCGGGACGCUGCCGCGAUCUGCCAACCCGGUGGGCGUGGCGUCUGCGUUUUCGUGGAUGACGCCGCCCGGCAAGCCGGCCAAGGCGUCGGCGACGAGCGGUGGGGACUGA
Messenger RNA from Hirsutella rhossiliensis, 1788 nucleotides. Its product is annotated as ubiquitin carboxyl-terminal hydrolase 19. The record is from RefSeq and is a predicted model, not a curated record. The transcript has 2 exons. Lineage: Eukaryota; Fungi; Ascomycota; Sordariomycetes; Hypocreales; Ophiocordycipitaceae. The coding region runs from base 1 to 1788 and encodes 595 amino acids.